UAAAGAAUGCAAACGGUCGCUCCGGGUCAGAGCCCCAUACAUGCCGGUUCUAUGAUGAGCUGCAUGCAAUUCUGGGGGGUGGCCCCUACCACUACCCCGUCACUGUCUGUGGACACAUGCAAGAGGGGAGUCUCACGCAACAGGGAUGAGGAGUUUGAAAAUGAGGAAGAUGAAGAGGAGGAGAAGGUUGAGGAUAGCACACAGCAGGCAAGCAAAGAAUCCCUUCUCCCCAGCAGCCAGGAAUUGUUCAUCACCCUGGAGCCAAUACCCUCCCAACUCUCCCAAGGAGGGCUCCCAGACCAUGAAGCUGGAGAAGGCACCUCUGCUCCAAAUGUUUCUACUCUCCCCCUAUCAUCUCCGUCCCAGAGGCUAGCACAGAUUAGAAGGCAAAAAAAAUUUUCCUUUUUUUUUCCUUCCCGAAAAAUUUCCGAGAUUUUCUCAGAACUCAUGCAGUCCUCCUGCACUGAAAGAGCUCAGCAGAAUGUGUGGAGGCAAACAAUGGCAGAGUCCAGGAAAGCGUUAAAUGAACGCGAUGAGAGGAGGGAGGAACACGCUGAAAGGAGGCAGGAUGCAAUGCUGAGUCUAAUGAGGGAGGAAACUGACAUGCUCAGGUGUCUGCUGACGCUCCUUCAAGAGGUAGAACUGCAAUUUGAAGGAUUGCCACCUCAACGAGAUCAAAACAGAUCUGUGCAGAGAAAGAAUGAACGACCACCGCCAAAAAGCAGCGACUAA
This is a messenger RNA of Malaclemys terrapin pileata, 732 nucleotides long. RefSeq lists its product as uncharacterized. The coding region runs from base 7 to 732 and encodes 241 amino acids. The transcript has 3 exons. The record is from RefSeq and is a predicted model, not a curated record. Lineage: Eukaryota; Metazoa; Chordata; Testudines; Emydidae.